AUGGCUGCGCCUCCGGGUCGGUGCUUCGUGUGCGACAACACGUCCGCUAAGGCGUGCUCGGGCUGUGGGUGGUUGUUCGUUUGCUCUCGCGCUCAUCAGGCCGUCCUCUGGCCGACACACAAGUACUUCUGCCGAACCUCCCCACCUUCACGCUCCCUUCCUGCCUUCACCCUCCCGCCCCUCAAGCCUGAAGAAGCCGAGAUCUAUCGACUGCACCCGGAUGGACAUGUGCUUCACGGCCGAGAGCCGGAACCGCCGUUCGAGAUGGUGCCGUGGUACAAGUCCUUCGUCAAGGCCGGCUGGGUCACCUAUCGCGGUCCAGAAGAUGCAAGAUGGAUCCUUGACGACCUGCAGAAGCCGGCAGGAUCCGCCGAAACGCCUGAACCAGCACGAACAUUCAUCCUGAUCGCGCUCAAAGGCCAGCACUUCGAGCAACGCAUCGAACUCGACUCCGAUGCAUGGGAUCUCUGCAGCCGCGAUCUCACCCGUAUCCUUGACCGACUUCGCCCACACUUUCGAUCCAAGGGAAUGGCCCUGCCGAACGACCUCUUGACCCGCCUCGCGCCGUUCUUCCACCAGGACCUCAUCUUCAAUACGAUUGGCAUAAACUAUCAAGGCAAAGACCGGCAGGAAUUGCUCAACUUGGCGGCGCUGCGUAUGGAGGAUUGGGUCGUCAAGGACUGCGAGGAAGAAGAGGAAGUCAAGCGCUGCCUGGCUGGCGUGGCAGCCGUUUUACUCAUAAUCGCCGCAACCGAUGGGCGCACAGUCUGCUGA
This is a messenger RNA of Rhodotorula toruloides NP11, 774 nucleotides long. RefSeq names its product zinc finger, MYND-type domain containing protein. The record is from RefSeq and is a predicted model, not a curated record. The transcript is spliced from 3 exons. Lineage: Eukaryota; Fungi; Basidiomycota; Microbotryomycetes; Sporidiobolales; Sporidiobolaceae. The coding region runs from base 1 to 774 and encodes 257 amino acids.